This is a messenger RNA of Propithecus coquereli (Coquerel's sifaka), 2059 nucleotides long. RefSeq names its product zinc finger protein 79 (gene ZNF79). The transcript is spliced from 5 exons. The record is from RefSeq and is a predicted model, not a curated record. Gene Ontology annotation, cellular component: nucleus. NCBI's taxonomy places the organism in Eukaryota, Metazoa, Chordata, Mammalia, Primates, Indriidae. Gene Ontology annotation, biological process: regulation of transcription by RNA polymerase II. Bases 176 to 1633 code for a protein of 485 amino acids. Gene Ontology annotation, molecular function: DNA-binding transcription activator activity, RNA polymerase II-specific; RNA polymerase II cis-regulatory region sequence-specific DNA binding.
AGCUCCCAGGGCCCGGCACCGCAGGCUCAGACCGGGCUUCUGAGGGGAGAGGCCGAAGCAGGGAGUCCAGCCUGGGAACUGUCCGGGCAGCCCAGCAAGCCAGGCGGAAGCUGCUGUGGAGCGACGCUGACGCCCAGAGAACUGCUGGGGGGAGGUGGCGCGAGGUGGGACUCAAAUGCUGGAGGAAGGAGUACCACCAUCUUCAGAUACUGCCCUUCCCCAAGAGGAAAGCACAGGAGAGGAAGGGAUGGCUGCUGGUCUUCUCACAGCUGGGCCCCACGAGGGGUGGAGGUACCUGGUCCCCACUCCAAGGGACAGGUUCAAGGAGGGGAUACCAGAAAAGUCCAGGAACCUGGUCCUACUGGGACUUCCAGUUUCCCAGUCUGGCAUGAACUCCCAGCUGGAACAAAGGGAAGGCCCAUGGAUGUUGGAGGGAGAAGACCUACGAAGUUCCUGUCCAGACUGGAAGAUUAUACCUGAGUCACCACCAGAGCAAGCCAGUUCUGAAGAAUCAUCCCAAGACACAGAUAUAGAGAUGGCCCCCGGGGAGUCAGACCACAGGCUCAGUGAACUUGGGAAGAGCUUCAGUCUGAGACCAGUCCUCUCUCCACAACAGGGAGUUCCGACAGAAGUGAGACCUCGCAAAUGUGAAACACGUACCGAGAGCUUCAAAAAGAAUUCAGAAAUAAUAGACCCUCACAGAGUGAAACCGUACACAUGUAAUGAAUGUGGCAAAGCCUUCAGUUACUGUUCUUCCCUUUCUCAGCACCAGAAGAGCCACACUGGGGAGAAGCCCUAUGAGUGCAAUGCAUGUGGGAAGGCCUUUAGCCAGAGCUCCUCUCUCAUUCAGCACCAGAGGAUUCACACGGGAGAGAAACCUUAUAAAUGCAGUGAAUGUGGGAGAGCCUUCAGCCAGAACGCGAACCUCACAAAACACCAGCGAACUCAUACUGGAGAAAAGCCCUACAAAUGUAGCGAGUGUGAUAAAGCCUUCAGUGACUGUUCAGCCCUGGUUCAGCAUCAAAGAAUUCAUACCGGGGAGAAGCCCUACGAAUGCAGCGACUGUGGGAAGGCCUUCCGUCAUAGUGCAAAUCUUACGAACCACCAGAGGACUCACACUGGGGAGAAGCCCUACAAAUGUAGUGAGUGUGGGAAGGCCUUCAGUUACUGUGCAGCGUUCAUUCAGCACCAGAGAAUUCACACAGGGGAGAAACCCUACAAAUGUAAUGCGUGUGGGAAGGCCUUCAGCCAGAGUGCAAACCUCACAAACCAUCAGAGGACGCACACUGGAGAGAAACCCUACAAGUGCAGCGAGUGUGGGAAGGCCUUCAGCCAAAGUACAAAUCUUAUAAUCCACCAAAAGACUCACACUGGGGAGAAGCCAUAUAAAUGUAAUGAAUGUGGGAAAUUCUUCAGUGAGAGCUCAGCCCUUAUUCGACAUCAUAUAAUUCACACUGGAGAAAAACCUUACGAGUGCAGUGUGUGUGGAAAAGCAUUUAACCAGAGUUCAUCCCUUAGUCAACAUCAGAGAAUUCACACUGGCAUUAAACCCUAUGAAUGCAGUGAGUGUGGGAAGGCCUUUAGGUGUAGCUCAGCUUUCAUUAGACAUCAGAGACUCCAUGCUGGAGAGUAACUAGGAACAUAGCGGAAGUGGGGAGAGCCCCCACUACAUGCCAACUCAUGACAGAUGUGUGGUCUCAGAUAAAUGCUGAAGGCUUAGAAGCAUCUGGGGACACCUAGCUUUUAGUCUGUAGCCCAAUGCCACAUGCAAAAGCACCUUUAAUAAACAGUCACUAUUUUACAUGUUGCAUGUGGAAGCUUGGGAGCUCUGUAACAUUUUCAUUCAGUAAGCAUCUAGGGAAUCCAACAAUCCAACUCGAAUGUCACCCAAUUUUAGAGAUUUGCCUUUACUCAGACAAGCGGGCCAAAGCAUUUUACGUGGCAAACACACCACAAACCUGGUUUUGUUAGAAAAUGUGACCAAAUCAACGAGUAAAGAACUCAGUUUCUAAUCAAGGCUAGGUCUUCAGUAAUACUAGCAAUUUCUCCUUGAAGCGAU